AUGUCGGGUGUCCACCUGUCCGCGGAGGUGCUGCAACGCAUCUCUGACAAGAGGAAGGAAAAGGGCAAUCCGACCCUGACCAUUGAACAAGUGUCAAGGCAUAAUUCGAAACAUGAUUGUCUUAUUGUGGUCAAUGAGAUGGUCUUUGAUGUUUCUUCCUUUCUCCAUAAACAUCCAGGUGGAAUGUCAAUCAUCCUCAAUCAGGGGGGGAAGGACGUCUCACACAUUUUC
Molecule: messenger RNA, 231 nt
Organism: Guillardia theta CCMP2712
Lineage: Eukaryota; Cryptophyceae; Pyrenomonadales; Geminigeraceae
Exons: 1
Cellular component (GO): intracellular membrane-bounded organelle; membrane
Molecular function (GO): heme binding
Source: RefSeq, a predicted model, not a curated record